AUGUGGUCGUGGUUCGGCGGAUCGGCCGCGCAGAAGCGCAAGGAUGCGCCCAAGAACGCGAUCCUGAUGCUGCGCGAGCAGCUGGACAUGCUCCAGAAGCGCGAGAAGCACCUGGAGCACCAGAUGGAGGAGCAGGAGGCUGUUGCGAAGCGGAACGUGGCGACGAAUAAGAAUGCGGCCAAGGCGGCCCUGCGACGAAAAAAGGUCCACGAGAAGAACCUCGAACAGACGACGGCGCAGAUCGCCCAGCUCGAACAGCAGAUAUACUCCAUCGAGGCGGCGAAUAUCAACCAGGAGACGCUGAACGCAUUGAAGACCGCCAGCACCGCCAUGACCCAGAUCCACGGUAAAAUGACCAUCGACAAGGUCGAUGAGACUAUCGAGGAAAUCGCCCAGGCUAUCACCUCGGGCUCGAUCGGCGAACAGCCCGACGAGACCGAGCUGGACCGCGAGCUCGAGGGCCUCGAGCAGGAGGCCAUGGACGAACGCAUGCUCAAGACAGGCACGGUGCCCGUCGCCGACCAGAUCAACAUGUUGCCCUCCGCAGCCAAGGGCGAACGUAAGACUCCCUUCCCCCCACCUCGGCGGCCUCCCAUGUGCGCAACCGAAGCUAACACACGUUUCUAUGCAGUCACUACAGGCAAACAACCCGCGCAAGAGGAAGACGAGGAGGCCGAGCUGGAAAAGCUACGGGCCGAGAUGGCCAUGGGAUAG
Messenger RNA from Aspergillus terreus NIH2624, 714 nucleotides. Its product is annotated as ESCRT-III subunit protein SNF7. Gene Ontology annotation, biological process: late endosome to vacuole transport via multivesicular body sorting pathway; vesicle budding from membrane. NCBI's taxonomy places the organism in Eukaryota, Fungi, Ascomycota, Eurotiomycetes, Eurotiales, Aspergillaceae. The transcript has 3 exons. The coding region runs from base 1 to 714 and encodes 237 amino acids. The record is from RefSeq and is a predicted model, not a curated record. Gene Ontology annotation, cellular component: multivesicular body; cytoplasmic side of plasma membrane; ESCRT III complex.